Messenger RNA from Mizuhopecten yessoensis (Yesso scallop), 491 nucleotides. RefSeq lists its product as uncharacterized. NCBI's taxonomy places the organism in Eukaryota, Metazoa, Mollusca, Bivalvia, Pectinida, Pectinidae. The coding region runs from base 1 to 432 and encodes 143 amino acids. The transcript has 2 exons. The record is from RefSeq and is a predicted model, not a curated record.
AUGGUAGUUGUCACCACAAGUGGCUACGUUGUAACAAUUGUUGGUCCUUACCUAGCAGACACCAAGAAAACCGAUGCCUCUAUACUGAACCAUAUGUUAAAAACAAAUGUUGAAGACUUCAAGAACUGGGUUCACGAGGACGACAUUGUUGCCGUUGAUAGAGGUUUCAGAGAUUCACUUUCCCUCCUUACAGAUCUCGGUAUCAAAGCCGAAAUGCCGUCGUUCCUUCACAAGGGAGACAAACAAUUUGACACGGAUGAUGCUAACACAAACAGACUUGUAACAAAGGUUCGUUGGGUCGUGGAAUCCGCUAAUGCCCGCAUUAAAAAUGGAAAUACCUUAGCCAUGUCUUACCAACAAAUCAAGUACCACAUAUCGGCGACUAUGUCAGGAUUGUGUGUGCUAUCUCAAACAGGUUCUUUCCAGCGUUAAACGAUACCAAUAAUGCUGAGACGGAUAUAUGCAUGGGAUCCAAGAUGUUAUACCUAUCA